AUGGCCGCCGUUAUCUUCCCUUCACCACCACCACGAGCCAAGGAGGCCGUGGAGUUUUACGAGGUUGUCUUCGGAGCCCAAACCAUUCAGCACAGCUCUCGUCCGGUGGCGGUGGGGGUGUCUGGAAAUAAGAGUCUAAUCUGGCUGAGCAGCUAUUGCAUUUUCGUGGGUUCAAACCGCAUAACCGUGAGUGACCGGUUGGAAGAUCUUCAUGUUGCGGCUGUUGCUUCUGUUCCUCAUAUCUGUCCAUCCCUUGUCACCACUGACAUUUAUGAUAUGGUUGCAAAAUCUGUGGCCAACGGAUGCGUGUUGAUGGAAUCCCUUACCCCUGACUUCAUCCAUACGAUGGAGGAGAAAGGCUCGAGGCUGAUCAUCAUGUGCAACAAGGGAGUUGUAAGAGAUGCUGCCAGCAGAAUGGUUGUGUAUAAGGAGCCAACGGACGAUCAUGAUUUGUCAGUUGCUCUGUCGCGCAUAGCUGACGGGUUAGCCCGAGAGAGACGACGGCGCUUUUGA
Molecule: messenger RNA, 513 nt
Organism: Prunus armeniaca (apricot)
Lineage: Eukaryota; Viridiplantae; Streptophyta; Magnoliopsida; Rosales; Rosaceae
Source: the annotation of a GenBank genome assembly